This is a messenger RNA of Trichobilharzia regenti, 731 nucleotides long. Lineage: Eukaryota; Metazoa; Platyhelminthes; Trematoda; Strigeidida; Schistosomatidae. The record is from the annotation of a GenBank genome assembly.
ACAUAUGAAGAUGUCAAUAAUGAAUACUCUGCUCCCACUACGUCAAUGUCUGAUGUUAUGCUUUCUAAAGUCGAAAAUACAAGUAUUCAUGGAAAUAAAUCCAAACUGCCGUCCACAGGUAAUAGAAUGCAGCCAGAGAUCAAAAACAUUAAACCGUGUUUAUCCUGUGGAAAGUUACAUCUACGAAGCACUUGCCGUUUUCGGAGUGCUAAGUGUCACAAAUGUGGUAAAGUUGGACACAUCAAGACUGUGUGCAGAAGUUCGAAUACAUAUGUUACUGAGAAUCCUGAUAAUUCUUCCAAUUUAUCUGGUAAAAUGCAGUCGAUGUCUCUUUCAACUUUUCCCAAUACUCAAUCUCAUCUAAUGAGAACCUUCACUACAAGUUCAGAUGGCCAGAAGUCAUCAUUACAGAUAGUCCUAAUGCCAAAUUCACUCACAGAGCGUUGAGAAAGAUUUUUAGUCGAGAAGGAAUUCCAGAUGUCUUAGUUACUGACAAUGGUACUCAUUUUACGGAGAAGAACUUCAAUGAUUGGCUCAAACAUAUAGGUUGUCGUCAUUUGUACACCGCACCACGUCAUCCGCAGUCAAACGGGUUGGCAGAAAAUUUUGUACGAACAUUAAAGAGUGCUAUAGCAUCAAUGAGUCCUCAAAAUUUUGAUGAGCUAGAGAGAUGUGUGUAUAACUUCUUACUUCAAUAUCACAAUGCGGAGCAUACAAGUACCCGUGAAAGU